Molecule: messenger RNA, 591 nt
Organism: Hemisphaericaspora subhashii
Lineage: Eukaryota; Fungi; Ascomycota; Pichiomycetes; Serinales; Debaryomycetaceae
Exons: 1
Coding region: 1-591 (196 amino acids)
Biological process (GO): mitochondrial respiratory chain complex IV assembly
Cellular component (GO): mitochondrial inner membrane
Source: RefSeq, a predicted model, not a curated record
AUGUUAUCCAGAAGAUUGACAGCCAAUAUUCUCAAUAAGAGAAUCACAAGCAUCAAACCAAUCAGUUCCAUAAUUUGUAGAACCAUUCAUCAAUCAACCCGUAUCUUAAAUGAACAACAAAAUCCCCAACAACCUCAACACCACCGUCAAGUUACAGUUGACCGUGAAUUCCCUGAUCCUUUUGCCAAAAAGAAAACCAAUCGUCGUUAUAUGGUAGUCUACGCAAUUGGAUUAACUGCCAUGCUUGCUAUGAUUUUCAAUUAUGAAAAAACCGGAUCUCCAAUUAUUACAUCCACCUUAUAUUUCGUGAGAAGAUCAAAAAUCGCUAACGAACGAUUAGGUGAAGGUAUUGAUUUUCUGAAUAGUUUCCCAUGGAUUAGUGGGCCUUUGAAUACUGUUAGAGGAAAUAUUGAUAUUGUAUUUAGUGUCAAAGGUGAUAAAGGGACCGGAAGAUUGAAAUUGAAAGCUACUAGAGAAUCAAAGAUGAAUCCAUUUGAUAUUCAUCAUUUCUUGUUGGAAAUUAAGGAAGAGGAUGGUAAGCUUGUUGAUUAUGAUUUGCUUAAGGAUCCAGAUGUGCAAUUUGCUCUUUAG